GGCGGCGUUGCCGCAGCGAGGGUGGGGGUCACCAUGAGCCUGAUGCUGGAGACGCUGCUGGGGCCCCCGGGGGGGCUCCGCAAGGAGCCGGGCCGCGUUGCCCCGCGCUCCGCCGCCUCCAGCGGCUUCUACUCGUGGCCGGGCCCGGUGGUGGGGCGGGCUCGGGGCGCGGGGGCUGGCGGAGGUAGCGCGGCCGCGUCCUCCACCGAGAGCCUGGACUCGCUGAACGGCGAACCGCGGGCGCGGAACGAGAAGGAGCUGCUGCAGGUGCUGAACGAUCGUUUCGCCGGCUACAUCGAGCGGGUGCGGGCGCUGGAGCAGCAGAACCGGGCGCUGGCGGCGGAGGCGGCGGCGCUGCGGCAGCAGCAGGCGGGACGCUCGGCCAUGGGCGAGCUGUACGCGCGGGAGCUGCGCGACAUGCGGGCGACCGUCCUGCGGCUGGGCGCCGAGAAGGGGCAGCUGCGGCUGGAGCGAUCCCGCCUGGCCGAGGACGUGGCCGCGCUCCGGGGGCGGCUGGAGGAGGAAGCCCGGCAGCGAAGCGAGCUGGAGGCGGCGGCCCGCGGGCUGGCCCAGCGCUCCGCGCAGGAGGAACGGGCGCGGGGGCCGCUGGAGGAGCGAGCCCGAGCCCUGCGGGAGGAGGCGGAGCUGCUGCGGCGGCAGCACCGGGCAGAGGUGGGAGCGCUGCUGCGGGGAGCCCGCCCCGAGGCGCCCGCCGAGCCUCCCUCCGCCCUGCGCCCCGGUGUCACCGCCGCCCUCCGCGACCUGCGCGCCCAGCUGGAGGGCACGGCGGCCCGCAGCACACUCCAGGCUGAGGAGUGGUUCCGCGUGAGGCUGGACAAGCUCUCGGAGGUUGCCAAGGUGAACACAGAUGCCAUCCGCUUGGCCCAGGAGGAGAUCAGUGAGUACCGGCGCCAACUCCAGGCCAAGACCACGGAGCUCGAGGCCCUCAAAGGGACACAGGAGUCACUGGAGAGGCAGAGGCAGGACUCGGAGGAGCGCCAUCAUGCAGAUGUCCUGUCCUACCAGGAAACCAUCCAGCAGCUUGACAGUGAGCUGAGGAACACCAAGUGGGAGAUGGCAGCUCAGCUCCGGGAGUACCAGGAUCUGCUCAAUGUCAAAAUGGCCCUGCACAUCGAGAUUGCUGCCUAUAGGAAGCUCUUGGAAGGAGAGGAAUAUCGGAUUGAGACUGGCAUUGGGAUGCUCUCCUUCCCUGAGGUGGUCCCCAAGGCUCCCAGUAUCACCACCAACAUCAAGGUGAAGAGUGAGGAGAAGAUCAAAGUGGUGGAAAAAUCUGAGAAGGAGACGGUGAUUGUGGAGGAACAGACAGAGGAAAUCCAGGUGACUGAGGAGGUCACAGAGGAGGAUGAGGCUGAGAAAGAAACUGAAGAGGAGAAAGCUGAAGCAGAGGGUGAAGAAGAGGAGAAAGUUGAAGCAGAGGGUGAAGAAGAGGAGGCCAAGUCUCCUGCAAAAGAGGAGGUCAAGUCCCCAGAGAAACCCAAGUCCCCCUCAAAGGAGGAGGCCAAGACCCCAGGCGUGAAGUCCCCAGAGAAACCUGCAACCCCCUCAAAGGAGGAGGCCAAGAGCCCAGCUGCGAAGUCCCCAGAGAAACCUGCAACCCCCUCAAAGGAGGAGGCCAAGAGCCCAGCUGCAAAGUCCCCAGAGAAACCUGCAACCCCCUCAAAGGAGGAGGCCAAGAGCCCAGCUGCAAAGUCUCCAGAGAAACCCCCAACUCCCUCAAAAGAAGAGGCAAAGACUCCAGCUGUCAAAUCCCCAGAAAAGCUCCCAGUUCCCUCAAAGGAGGAGGCCAGAACCCCAACGGUGAAGUCCCCAGAGAAACCUGCAACACCCUCAAAAGAGGAGGUCAAAACUCCAUCUGUCAAAUCCCCAGAGAGACCCCCAACCCCCUCUAAAGAAGAGGCCAAGACCCCAGCUGUGAAGUCCCCUGAAAAACCUCCAACCCCCUCUAAAGAGGAGGCCAAGACCCCAGCUGUGAAGUCCCCUGAGAAACCUCCAACCCCCUCUAAAGAGGAGGCCAAGACCCCAGCUGUGAAGUCUCCUGAGAAACCUCCAACCCCCUCUAAAGAGGAGGCCAAGACCCCAGCUGUGAAGUCCCCUGAGAAACCUCCAACCCCCUCUAAAGAGGAGGCCAAGACUCCAACUGUGAAGUCCCCUGAGAAAGUCAAAUCUCCUCUGAAGGAGGAGGCCAAGUCCCCACAGAAGGAAGUGGCCCCGGCCAAGGAGCCCACUCCCUCCCCUCCAAAAGAGCCGAAAGCCCCUGCGAAGGAAGAGCAGCCCAAGGAGGUGAAGGCUCCCUCCAAGCCUGGAGCAGAGGAGGGCAGGAAAGAGGAAGCUCCCAAGAAGGACGUCCCGGUCAAGGUGGUGGAGAAGCCCAAGGAGAAGGUGGCUGCUGUGCCAGAGCCUCCAGCCCCGCAGGUGAAGGAGCCCACCAAGCCAGGCCCCAAACCUGUGGAAGAAGGAAAGGCUGAUAAGGAGGUUCCACCAAAACCUCAGCAGGAGGUUGGCAAAGUGGCUGCAAAGGAGGCUGAGAAGCCAAAAGCUGAGGAGAAGGCGGAGGAGCCCAAGAAGGAGAAGGCGGAGGAGCCCAAGAAGGAGAAGGCGGAGGAGCCCAAGAAGGAGAAGGCGGAGGAGCCCAAGAAGGAGAAGGCGGAGGAGCCCAAAGCUAAAGCAAAACCCAAAGAUGAGCCCAAAGCCAGUAAAGAGCCCCCCAAGGCUGAGCCCCCCAGCAAGGAGAGCAAAGCCCCAGAGCCAGGGAAGAAGUGAGUGGAGCCCCUCUGGGUGCAGGGGCUGCUCCGGUACCCCCAGGGUGGGGACAACCCCCCAGGCUGGGCUUUCCCUUAGCAAUAUGUCUGUGAGACGCAGCCCUCCCAGCCCGGCUCCCCCCGCAGAACGUGAUUUCCACACCUCAACACUUGAAUUCUAACCCAGGAGAAGAGCCCCCAGGGGAACCCAGCGCCCUUCUCCUCUAAGUGCAUUUAUUUAAUGUAUGUGCAAUCGAUGGAUUGACGCAGAGCUCUAGCUGCUUGGGACGGGGGCUGGCGGGGUCCUGGGGGUGACGAUUGUCCCCCCGAGUAGUGACCCAGGCUGCAGCCAGCCCGGGUGCUGUGGGGACCUUCACACACACGGAGCACCAGGAACCUCAGCCCACUGUUACUUGCUUUCUGUGCAAAUAACCAAAUAAAGUGCUUAUGGAGACA
This is a messenger RNA of Columba livia (rock pigeon), 3215 nucleotides long. RefSeq names its product neurofilament heavy chain (gene NEFH). Lineage: Eukaryota; Metazoa; Chordata; Aves; Columbiformes; Columbidae. The transcript is spliced from 4 exons. The record is from RefSeq and is a predicted model, not a curated record. Gene Ontology annotation, cellular component: neurofilament; axon. Gene Ontology annotation, molecular function: structural constituent of postsynaptic intermediate filament cytoskeleton. Gene Ontology annotation, biological process: intermediate filament bundle assembly; axon development. The coding region runs from base 34 to 2781 and encodes 915 amino acids.